CCACAGUCAACAAGGCAAAAAUAGAGUUUACAGAGCAAGCUCUCUCCUCUCCUGACUGGUUCACUCGCCUCAUCUAACUAACCAUCCUCGGGGAAACACACUUUUAAGCGCGCACGCACGGACACACACACACACACAUUGAAGCUCCGCUCAGCAGCAGCAGGGAGUGAACAGCCAGCUUGCGACUUAUCCCCGCCAUUCCCCGGUACAGUAACUUCCUCAGCAUCUCCCGGCCUCUGCAGAGAGAGAGAGAGAGCACCGCCCGACAACCCAACUGGAAACCGGCCCCACGGCUCUAUAGUAACGGACUGACCGACCACUAAAUCCCGGAGAAGGGAAGAGGACUAUCUAGUGCUCAACAUCCCGUCAUCGCCGGUAGAAUAUACUUCAGACUGCGGAUUUAAACCGUCACAUUGGCCAGUUGUCCAUUUGGACGGAGAGAGAGAACUGGUAGUGCGCAGUGUGAGAACACAACAGAAACCACUUGACGCGGAAAAGUCCCGGGCACUUCCCGGUAUUUUAGGAAACAGAGGGACGCGUCUCACCUUACCGAAAUACCGACGCCGGUAGCCUAAAACGGAGCCGGUCUGAGCAACAGCUACCACCGGCAAAAAUCAGUGAGGUUGCCAGGGUAACCUCCCCCAGCCAAUCAGCAGUCAUGGAUGAGAUGGAUCUGCCCCAGAUGAAGAAGGAAGUGGAGAGUCUGAAAUACCAACUGGCUUUCAAGAGAGAGAAGUCCUCCAAGACAGUCACUGACAUGGUGAAGUGGAUCGAGGACGGGGUACCUGAGGACCCCUUCCUGAACCCUGAGCUCAUGAAGAACAACCCCUGGGUGGAAAAGGGAAAGUGUGUCCUGUUGUAGACGAUUACCACCCCUGACCCUGCCAUGACCUCUGACCCCAGCCUGGUGGGGCAUGGCAGGACAGCACUCACCCCCCCCCCCCCCCCACCAUGAAUGUACAACAGCUGAUGUCCAGACCCCCCCCCCCUGCUAGUUUCAGCCACGUUGAUGCAUCACAGAUUACCUUUAAUAUUCAUGUUGAUGUUGAUAUGAAGUGUAUUUAUGCAGCCAGUCACUCACUCACUCACUCAGUCACUCACUCAGUCACUCACUCAGUCACUCACUCCGUCACUCACUCACUCAGUCACUCACUCAGUCACUCACUCAGUCAGUCACUCACU
Molecule: messenger RNA, 1182 nt
Organism: Oncorhynchus mykiss (rainbow trout)
Lineage: Eukaryota; Metazoa; Chordata; Actinopteri; Salmoniformes; Salmonidae
Gene: gng13b
Product: G protein subunit gamma 13b
Biological process (GO): phospholipase C-activating G protein-coupled receptor signaling pathway; sensory perception of taste
Cellular component (GO): heterotrimeric G-protein complex
Molecular function (GO): G-protein beta-subunit binding
Source: RefSeq, a predicted model, not a curated record